GAUAACUGGAAGAUAGUUUAUCAAAGUAUAAGGAUUAAACAUCAUACAUAACUUUUAUUCUUCGUUUUGCAACGUGAAAUUUAGAUAAUUACUAUAUACGUCAUACUCGUGUUUGGCAGCAACAUCAAUUAAUCAAAUUCAAUCAUGGCACCUAUAAGUGGAGCCGAUAAAUUAAAGGUGUUUGAAUCAAGAGAUAUAUUACGGGAACGAUCAGUAUCACCCAAUACACCUUUUGAAGAUCUGAAGGCCCAACAAUUGAAAAUUGCCAAGAAUACCAUCAGCAACAGAACAGAUGAGGUAGGAUAUGACGAUCAGGAUGAAGAAGAUAUUGACAAUGACGAUCAUGGCCAUGACGAGGAAGAACAUAAUGGUAAUUCAACUACUCCAGUUUUAUCUCAUAGUUGGGCUCCUUCAAGUACAUUGAAAUCACCACAUUUUCCUAGUAAACCAAAAUUCUUUAAGAGUUCAAGUAUUGCAGUUCCACUUGGAGUACCAAAUGAUGACCAUACAAGAUUAACUAGAACCAGAUCAAAUCCUCAGAUUUCAGUUGAAGAAAUUGGAAAUAUCAAAAACUUCACCAAGAAUUAUAUUAUCCCUGCUGCUAAAUGGGCAUAUUCACCUAUUUCAACUUCAAAAUCAAAGGGGUCAGGUCGAAAUGCAAAACAUAAAUAUAAAAUCGAAUAUAGUGUAUUUAAGCCAUUGAAACAUUUAAGACCUAUUAAAUCAGAAAAGGAUUUCAUUAUUCAUUGGAGAAAAAUCGUUGAAGAUGAAACUAAUGAACAUUUUGAUUUCCCAUCUAAUUUCAUCACUCAAGCAGGGUUUGCCGAUAUAAUCAAUGGAGUUACGAAACUCAUUGAGAUUGAAAAUAUCUUUCCUGAAAGAAUCGCUGCUGGUUCCUCAGGAAGUUAUUUCGUAUAUAAUCGUAAUUUCAAAAAUCGAGAAAUUUUAGAACGAGCAGGGGUGUUCAAACCGAAAGAUGAAGAACCUUAUGGACCUGUCUCACCUAAAUGGACAAAAUGGGCUCAUAGAACGUUCUUCCCCUGUUGUUUUGGUAGAUCAUGUUUGAUUCCAAAUUUAGGUUAUAUCAGUGAAGCUGCUGCUACGGUUAUUGAUCAACAAUUAUUAUCAUAUAUUGUUCCUCAUACUGAAGUUAUUCAAUUAAGAUCACCUACAUUUUAUUAUUCUUAUUUCGAUAAGUCGGAUACUAUAUCGAAAUUACCUCAAAAAGUAGGGUCAUUUCAAAUGUUUUUAAAAGGGUAUAAUGAAGCUAUAAAUUGGUUAAGAUUAUAUCCUAUACCUAAUGAUAUUAAUGGUUUACCUGAGAAUUUAGAAGUUGAAAUUGGUGAAGAUGAGAUUAUUCAAGAUACCCAAUUCAAAUGGUCUAAGAAAAGUAUAGCUCAAUUCCGAGAAGAGGUUGAGAAAUUAGUGAUUUUAGAUUAUAUCAUUCGUAAUACUGAUCGAUCAUUAGAUAAUUGGAUGAUUAAAAUCAAUUGGAAAUUAGUUAAAGAUACCAAACCAAAACUAAAUCAAAAUGGUAAAAAGACGAAGAAAUAUAUCCCCAUUAUUAAAAUCGGAGCCAUCGAUAAUGGAUUAGCCUUCCCCUGGAAACAACCCGAUCAAUGGCGUUCAUUCCCAUUCGGAUGGUUAUUUUUACCAUUAUCAAUCAUUGGUCAACCAUUUUCAUUAAAGACCAGACAUCAUUACUUACCGUUAUUAACGUCUAAGUUCUGGUGGGAACAAACGGUUUCGAAAUUGAAAGAGGUGUUUGAAAAAGAUAAUGAUUUUAAAACUCGACUUUGGCUAAAACAAUUGGCAGUGUUGAAAGGUCAAGCCUUUAAUGUGGUUGAGAUUUUAAAAUUAAGUUAUGCUGGGCCAUUGGAAUUAAGUAGACGAGAGAAUUUAGAAGUGAUUGAUGAUAUAACUUCGAUACCUAGACUGGUAUGUAAUGAUAAAAUGUUACGAGAAAUGCAAUCGAGUGUAUAUGAUUUAGAAGGAUUUAAUACUGGAUAUCUGCCUUAUAAUCCUAAGAUUGAUGAAGAUGAGGAAGAAGAAGAUGAAGACGAAGAAGAUGCCGAUGAAGAAGAAACAGUAGGUGGAGUUUCAAGUGGUAGUACUAUGAAUGAUACUACCCCAUUAUUAUUAGCUGGUUCACCUGAUAUUAAAUCAAAACUGAAGGGAUAUGUUGAAGAAGAUGAUAUUACAGGGUUUGAAUAUAAUUUACAUCAUCCAACUCCAAUGGAAUCUAGUCAUGAUGAAAGUAAUUUAAAUGAUGUUGUGAUUGAAAGAAUCGUCAAGGCGAAUGGCAAUCCUCCGGUAUUUACAUGGUGUUAAUUAGAAAGUUCAUAAGUGUGUUUUUUAUUCAUAUUAAGAUCUAUAAAUGGUUGGUCAUAAAAUUUG
Molecule: messenger RNA, 2397 nt
Organism: Scheffersomyces coipomensis
Lineage: Eukaryota; Fungi; Ascomycota; Pichiomycetes; Serinales; Debaryomycetaceae
Product: 1-phosphatidylinositol 4-kinase
Exons: 1
Coding region: 145-2331 (728 amino acids)
Biological process (GO): endosome organization; phosphatidylinositol phosphate biosynthetic process; Golgi organization
Cellular component (GO): plasma membrane; endosome; lysosomal membrane
Molecular function (GO): 1-phosphatidylinositol 4-kinase activity
Source: RefSeq, a predicted model, not a curated record